GAUAAUAAAUGACAGUUAAAACACAAGAAAUUCACGAAAGCAAUUGAUGGUUUCUGGGCCAUGGUGGUUCAAAGGGUCACCAAAAGAAGCUUCCUUUGUUCAUUCCCAACGGACUUAAAACUUUUCUCCAAUCCAUACUCAAAGCUCCUCUUUCCAGCUUCAUGGACUUUCACACUUUACCUCUCUAAGAAGCUGAGUUGAGUUUUUGUGGGGUACUGUUUAUCUUUGUGAUAAUGCUGAAUUCUGAUCAGGAGAAGCAAGAUCAGAGCAGGACGAACUCUAACAUGGAGGAUUCCACUGCAAUGACUAUUGAGUUUCUUCGGGCACGAUUACUGUCUGAAAGAUCCAUCUCCAAAAGUGCUAGGCAGCGAGCUGAUGAACUGGCAAGACGGGUAGCAGAACUGGAGGAACAGCUAAGGUUUGUGUCUCAUCAAAGAAAGAAGGCUGAGAAAGCAACUGCUGAUGUUCUCGCUAUUUUGGAGAAUAAUGGGAUAAGUGACAUUUCUGAGUCAUUUGAUUCAAGUUCUGACCAGGAAGCCCCUUGUGAUUCAAAAGUCAGUAAUAGUUCUAAUAGAGAAGAGGAUAACUCAGGCAGUCCAAAACUAAGAAGAAAUGAGUGGGAGGAACAUUCAGGUUUGGACAUUGAUUUUUCUCCAGUGCUUUGCAGACGCUUGUCUUGGAAAGGCCGCAAGGAUACUUCGCAUUCUCCUGAAAAGUACAAGGAUUCUUAUAUGAGAAGACGUAGCAGUUUUAGAUCUGUUGGAUCUUCUGCAAAACAUCGUGUAGGAAAAUCAUGUCGCCAAAUAAGAAGUCUGGAAUCAAAAUCUGAGGAUGAGGAGCAUAAAACAGAACCUACAAAGGUUGAUUCUCAAGAAAAUGGGGUUGCUACCUCUUUAGAAGAGGUUUCUCCGAAUCACUCCAAUGGUAGACCUGAGAUCUUGAGAGAAGGCUCUGAAGCUCCAGAAGAGAAAUUUUUACCUGAGGGUUCACAAGGUAGCUUAGAAAAUGGAAAAAAUGUGAGCAGUGGUAAUGUUGACUUCAAUGAGCAUGGAGGAGAAACAACUAUGGAGAAGGCAUUAGAAAAUCAAGCGCAACUGAUUGGAAAAUAUGAAAAAAUGGAAAAGGCUCAAAGAGAAUGGGAAGAGAGUUUUAGAGAAAAUAACAACAGUACACCGGAUUCUUGUGAUCCUGGGAAUCAAUCAGAUGUAACUGAGGAAAGAGAGGAGAUCAAACCACAAGUUGAAUGCCCUACUGCCACAAUCAAUACUGUCCAAGAGGCUAAGUCAGAAGAUGUUUGUUUCUCUGAUAAAUUGUCCAAUACUCAGUCUAACGGCUUUCACUCACCUUCACAUGGUGAUGUGCAAUAUUUAGGUGAUCAGAAAUUAAGCGGCAUUCAUGCACCUGAAUCACUGGCUCAAGACUUUGCAUUUCCUACGGCCAAUGAAAAGCAAAACCAGGAGAGCCUGAAAACCGACCAUUAUCUACCUUCACAGAGGGCCCAUUGCCAUCCACAUGGAAACCACUCAGCAGUGGUUUUUUCAUCAAAUUCAGGCAGUGAGUUCUGUAGAGGAGAAGUUUCUGGGAGCCAAAAUGAACUCUAUGCACUAGUGCCACAUGAAAAACCUAACGGGUUCAAUGAAGUGCUGGAGGCACUCAGGCGGGCAAAGUUAUCGCUGCAACAGGAAGUCAGCAGAGUGCCGGUAACAGAAAGGAAAUCUCUUGAAAAAGCUAUUAAACCUUUUAUUAGAAUGCCAGUAACAGAAAGUAAAUCUCUUGAAAAAGCUAUUACCCCUUCUAUUCCUGCUACGGAAGUUUGGGACAAGGGAGAGAUUCCUGUUGGAUUAGCUGGACUUUUCAGAUUACCAUCCGAUUAUGCAGUUGAGGAGAGCAGAGCCAACUUACUGGUUUCUGGUUCUCAACCAAGUUUGGCAAACUAUUAUCCUAGUACAGGUCUUGGAGUAACUGUUGGUGACCGAAUUCUUACAAAUUCGUACAUGGAUGGUAGGUCCACUUCUUCUGCUGGUAAUUUUCUGGUAGCUGGGGAUCAAUUUGUCACUAGGCCUUCCAUGGAUAGGAGGUCAACGUAUUCAACAGAAGAUCGAGUUUUCACCAGCCAAUACUCAGAUAUAUCAUCAAGAAUGUCCAUUCAGAAGCCAACUUUUGAUGGUAACUCGGAUGCUGGUCUACCCUCUUCCAGACAAUUUACUUACUCCACCAUUUCCUCUUCUCCUGACCUGAUGCCACGAAUACCAGCUGACCAAAGAUUCUCAACAUACCCUCUGAAUAGACCAGUUGGGAUGCCUCCCUCGAACCUGGAUGCAGGUCUAUCCUCCUCCAACCGAUUUACUUACCCCACGUUGCCCUCCUAUCCUGAUCAAAUGCCGAGAAUGCCAACUAAUGAAGGAUUUCCUACAUUUCACCCUGGUAGGUCAGUUGGGAUGCCCCCUGCUGAUCACUCAUUUUACAGUGAUCGUACCGGACCAAAUAUGUAUAGAUAAUACUGCAGCUUAACCUAGGUGUUAGAAAUACUGGUUUAGAGUGUACCAUCUGUUUUCAAAAUCUUGGCCUUUGAUAGGUCACUCUCUGUAUCAUCCCUUUUCAUUAUUUCCCUGUAUUUUGUGUUUGUAAAAUAUUGAUUCAACUGAUGUUUGUCUCUCCUAUUUGUUGUUGUAUCCAAUAAAUUAUUAUCAAUCACAA
Messenger RNA from Pistacia vera, 2697 nucleotides. RefSeq lists its product as uncharacterized. The coding region runs from base 234 to 2498 and encodes 754 amino acids. The transcript has 6 exons. The record is from RefSeq and is a predicted model, not a curated record. NCBI's taxonomy places the organism in Eukaryota, Viridiplantae, Streptophyta, Magnoliopsida, Sapindales, Anacardiaceae.